This is a messenger RNA of Rotaria sp. Silwood1, 2244 nucleotides long. NCBI's taxonomy places the organism in Eukaryota, Metazoa, Rotifera, Eurotatoria, Philodinida, Philodinidae. The record is from the annotation of a GenBank genome assembly.
AUGCAUACUUGUUUAGCCUUUUUCAUCAUUGGUUUUCUUGUUUCUACAACAAAUGGAUUCUACAGUUCAAGUGAUGAUGUUAUUGAACUUGAUUCAUCUAAUUUUGAUCGUCUUGUCAUGCAAAGUUCAGAUUUAUGGUUUGUAGAAUUUUAUGCACCAUGGUGUGGUCAUUGUCAAAAUUUAGCACCCGAAUGGAAACGUGUUGCAACAGCAUUAAAAGGUAGUGUUAAAAUUGGUGCUGUUGAUGCUGAUACACAUAAAUCACUCGGUCAACAAUAUGGAAUAUCAGGGUUUCCAACAAUAAAAAUAUUUGGAAGUAAUAAACGAUCUCCAACAAAUUAUCAAGGUGGACGAACAGCUGAUGCUAUCGUUGAACAAGCUCUUAGUCAAUUAAGAACGAUUGCAAAUGAACGUUUGGGUAAACGAACUGGAGGUAGUAGUGGUGGAAGUAGUAGCAGCGGAAGUGGAGAAAAAGACACAAUUGAAUUAACAGAUAGUAAUUUUGAUUCAAUAGUUAUCGAUUCGGAAGAUAUGUGGCUUGUUGAAUUCAUGGCUCCAUGGUGUGGCCAUUGCAAGAAUUUAGCACCCGAAUGGGCUCGUGCUGCAACGGAGCUUAAAGGCAAAGUAAAAUUAGGUGUUGUUGAUGCAACUGUUCAUACACAAUUGGCACAACGAUAUGGAGUCCAAGGUUUUCCAACAAUAAAAUUUUUUCCAUCUGGUAGAAAAGAUGGUCAAGCUGAAGAAUAUGAUGGUGGACGCACAUCAAGUGAUAUUGUUGCAUGGGCAUUAGAUAAAUUUCAAGCAAAUGUUCCAGCACCGGAUGUUCUUGAAAUAACAAAUCAAGCUAUUUUAGAUGAUAAUUGUGCAGAAAAACAAUUAUGUAUAAUAUCAUUUUUACCGAAUAUUCUUGAUUGUCAAUCAGCAUGUCGUAAUGAACAUUUAACAAUGUUAAAAAAUUUUGCUGAAAAUUAUAAACGUAAUCGUUGGGGUUGGUUAUGGGUUGAAGCAUUUCGUCAACAAAAACUUGAAGAUUCCGUUGGUAUUGGAGGUUUUGGUUAUCCAGCACAAGUUGCUAUUAAUGCACGCAAAGGAAAAUAUGUUGUCUUAAAAGGUGCAUUCAGUCAAAUGGGUAUAAGUUCAUUUUUAAAAGAAUUAUCGGCUGGUCGUUUAACCAGUCCACUUGUACCAUUAAAUGGUGUAGCUGAAGGAAAAUUGCCAACUAUUAUUGAUAGUGAACCAUGGGAUGGUCAAGAUGGAACAUUAGAUAUUGUUGAAGACAUUGAUCUUAGUGACAUCAAUUUGGAUGAUGAUGAUAGUGAUAAAAUGAAAAAAGUAAUCAAUUACCGAUGUCCAAAGUUCUUUCAAAAUAAUUUUACUUUAAGUAUGCAAUCAUUAUCUGUUUAUGCUCGAUUAUUUGCACGUGCUAUUAGUAGUACAGAAGCUGAACAUAUUCUUUUCAAUGGUUUAUUACGUUUAUCAUCAUCUUCUGUGCAUGCAACACAAUCUUCCAAUAGUCUUGCUAUAACAUAUCCAUCAACAGCAAUUAAACAUGCUGUACAUCUAGUCACUGUUUCAUCGGGUUAUUCAAGUCAUGAUAAUAAUGAAUAUGAAUGUAUAACAAAAACAAAACGAAGAAAUUCUCUAAUAGAACAAAAACCACAUCCAUCAAAUGUAUAUGGUGAUGAUGCUUUUUUUAUAACAAAACAUCGUUUAGGAGAUUUUCUUGGCGUUGCCGAUGGUGUUGGCGGUUGGCGUGAACAUGGUAUUGAUCCAUCCUUAUUUUCACGUUCACUAAUGGAUGCAUGUAAAUCAUUAAUUGAUAAUAAACUUAUUGAUUUAAAUCCACUAACAUUAAAAGAAUUAUUAUCCAAAGGUUAUAAACAAUUAUUAGAAGAUAAACAAUGUAUUAUUGGAAGUAGUACAGCAUGCAUUGUUGCAUUACAUAAUGAAGAAAGAAUACUACAUACAGCUAAUUUAGGUGACAGUGGUUUUGUUGUUAUAAGAAAAAAUACAAUUGUACAUCGAUCACAAGAGCAACAACAUUAUUUUAAUUCACCAUUUCAAUUAGCUAUUCAUCCAACAAUUAAAGAUCCACGUUUAAUUGCUGAUAGUCCCGAUUUAGCAUCAGUGACUUCGUUUGAUGUUGAAGAAAAUGAUUUUAUUGUUAUUGCAACAGAUGGUCUAUGGGAUAAUUUACCUGAUGCUACAAUACUUGAAGAAAUUAAACAAAUUAAAGUAAGUUAG